UUUGACUUAAAAUUAGUUCAAUAAAAAAAGUUAAAGGGAAAACAUCUGAAAUUGGUUUAAAUCAAAAUGUUUAAAUUUGUUGUUCUUAUUUUUGUUUCAUUGUUAGCUAUUUCUACAGCUACAAAUGUUAAAAAAUGUAAAAAUGGACAGCCGUUCCCUUUAAGCGUUGAAAUAGAAGGUUGCGCUGAGCCACCAUGUGAUGUUAUCAAAGGCACAACUGCCAUUAUGUAUGUGCACUUUUUGGGAACUAAAGAUAAUACACAAAUUUUGAGUGCCAAAGUACAUGCCACCACCUUGGGAAUUACCGUUCCCUAUGAAUUACCCGAUGAUGUAGCUGAUGUUUGUUCGAACUUAAUGUAUGAUGCCAUCUGUCCCAUCUACGAAACCGAAGAUGUCGUUUAUCAAUUUAACUUCUUUGUUGAUUCUCAUUAUCCGGAAAUUUCUGUUGCCGUUGAAGUAUCAUUGAAUGAUGAAAAUAAUGAAUCUGUAGCAUGUUUCAUUUGUAAUGUAAAAGUUAGAAAGGGUGCCACAAAACCUUUGAUGUUGGAAUAAAAUGAUUUGA
Messenger RNA from Calliphora vicina (urban bluebottle blowfly), 562 nucleotides. Its product is annotated as NPC intracellular cholesterol transporter 2-like. Lineage: Eukaryota; Metazoa; Arthropoda; Insecta; Diptera; Calliphoridae. Gene Ontology annotation, biological process: intracellular cholesterol transport. The record is from RefSeq and is a predicted model, not a curated record. The coding region runs from base 67 to 552 and encodes 161 amino acids. The transcript has 3 exons. Gene Ontology annotation, molecular function: sterol binding.